Beta vulgaris subsp. vulgaris (sugar beet) is the source of this 5008-nucleotide messenger RNA. RefSeq lists its product as uncharacterized. The transcript is spliced from 10 exons. Gene Ontology annotation, biological process: proteolysis. The coding region runs from base 4293 to 4934 and encodes 213 amino acids. Lineage: Eukaryota; Viridiplantae; Streptophyta; Magnoliopsida; Caryophyllales; Amaranthaceae. The record is from RefSeq and is a predicted model, not a curated record. Gene Ontology annotation, molecular function: deNEDDylase activity; cysteine-type peptidase activity.
UAUUUAUUACUCCUCGUGUCAUCUCCUCAAAGACACACCACAUCACUCUCAUCUUCUUCGUGUCUUCAAUUGAAUCAGCCACAAAAUAUUUCAAGUUCAAUCUGUUUCAAAGUCUUCAAUUUAUAAUUUGAGAUGAGUUAUUUUCUUGGUGGAGGAAAAAUUGAUUCAUUAAAACUUAGAGUUGUAGAUCUCUUCGAGAUAUUGAAUUUAGGCUCAAAAAUUUCUUCAAUCGGAGUUCGGAGCUAAGAGUUAUGCUCUCUGGAAGUUGUAGUUGUUGCUGCCACUGUUGCAGCGUUUUUCUCUCUCCUCUGCCUUCGCGGUGCUGCUGCCACUGUCGUGCUGCCGCCGCUGUUGGUGGUGUUGCAGCUGUUGUUUUGGUUGUUGUUGCUGCUGGUUUGUGUUGGUGUUAAAGACUUGAUUCCUUACUCCAUUUACUGCACUCUUGGCUAACGGAAACCCCAAAUCAGUUUUUGCCACUCUUAUCAAGGGUAAUAUAUGUAAGCUCUGUAUUAUCUUUCUUUUAAUUUCAAAAUUUGUAUCAGUACACUGGUUUGAAUCUUCAAAUCAAAUUUUGCAUCUUGGGCACAAUGUCAUAAUAGGACUUAAAUAGUUGUUUUGAUAUUGGAAGUAAAGAUUGAAACUUUCUUUUGUUAAAGUGAUUGGAAAUGGUUUUGGAGCUUAUAAUCUUUAGUAAGCUUGACGAAUUAAAUUUUACAAAUUUUGUUUCGUAUAUUUCAAAUCCAAAUCGUAAUUUCAUGUCUGCAAAUCAGUGUAAUAAUUUCCAAAAUAAGGUUAAUUAGAGUAGUAUGUGAGUUGGUUAGAGGAAUAGUUUAAAUAUAAGAUGUGUUUAGUUCAUGAAAAAGUUAAUGAAUAUAGGAAAGUCAAUUCAUUUUUCUAAAUUGUAGUAAGAUUGGUGAUUAAUUAUCGGUAUUGCUUUUGAGGCAUCUUAUGUAUAUCAAUUUGUGGAGCUUGGAGAAUUAAAGGAGCUUAAGGGGGCUGAGUUAUUGGAUUGCAUUUUAAGAAAUUGGUUUGCAAUUGAGGUAACCUUUAUGUUCAGCAAAAUUUAUUUAAAUGCCCGUGUAUGCGUUAUAUUGAAUUUUAGAAAUCAUAUAUCGUUUAUAGUCAUGGCCAUGGUUAUAGAUGCAUAUUCAUGUGUGGAUUUGUAAAAUAUACAUGACUUUGUUAUGGUAUUGGAAUUGUUCGGAUAUGAUUAUAUUUAAGAAAUAUGAUUUGAGUAUGAUAAUGUAGAAAAUAAUUUCAAAAUUGUUUUAGCUGGCUUAGUUUAUGAACUGAGAUGAAUAGUGGCAAGGUACAGGUGGAGGAAAAUGAUUCGUAUAUGAGUUAAAACCAGAUAAGGUCGAAUAUUAUGUUAUGUUAUGUUAUAAGCCUGUACUUGCCAGCGAUUUCUGUUAUGUGAUUAAACUAUGACAGCGAUAUAUUUAAAAGAUAAAUUAUUUCCGAACAAUUACCAAGUUUGUUUCUUAUACGAAAAAAAACGUUUACGAACCAAAAUCGUUUUGACGGGCUGAAGUAAAGUUACUGAGUUUUUUGCUCAUUUUAGUUUUUGUUUUUGUCUUGUAUUUUUCCUCUAUAAUUUGCAGGUGUAUGUUCGGGUUUCGGAAUGAAUCAGAGAAAGAGCUUUUAGUUAAGAGAUGGAAAUUAAAUUAGUGAUUUGAAGUUAUAUUUAGAAUAUAAGUUGUUGAUUAUUAAGUUCUUAUAUGAUGUUUAAGUAUUAUAUUGUCUUGGGAAUCAAGUAAGGUAUUAUGUAAUCUGUUAAUUGGUAUUGAAGGUGAUUUGUUGUUGUGGGCCCUGAUCCACAGGUCCAGGAUCGCUUCAUAAUAGGUUUGGUCUGCUGCAAGAUAAUGAAUGUAAUUUGAAGUUAUUAAGUGUUAAUUGAGUUUUAUGAAUGGUAAGUAUGAUUAGCUAGCAGCUCGGAAGUGCGGGCUGUUACAAAAAAACAGUAAACAGAUUUAAUAACAGGAAAAAAAAAACGAUCUUAAACGGAAAAAAAAAAAAACUAACAAACAAAUCUUACAAAAACAAAAAAAGAAAAAGCAAAAAAAAAAAAAAUCUACAAGGAGGCCGAAAAUGGAGGCCGAUCUACAAGGAGGCUGGAAAAAAAUGAAAAAAAAACGAAAAAAAAAAGGAAAAAAGAAACAGAAAUCGCCACAGAGACGACGACGAUCUAAGAUGAAUUUCGCUUGCUUCGCCAUGAUUGCUUAUAUAUUUCGGUUGCGUUGCUUCGCCAUCUUGAAACGACGACGAGACGAGCCAGACAACGAGAUGAGCGAGUCGACAAGACGAGCCAGACGACGAGAUGAGCGAGUCGACGAGACGAGCCAGACGAGAAAAUCGCCACUGAGACGACGUUGCGUUACUGCGAUAUCGCCACUGAGACGACGUUGCGAUGCUUUGUUGUUCGGUGGUGGAAUCUCUAGAUGAGCCACCGAGACGCGAUGCCGACGAGGUGAGAGGUGAGAGCUGAGAGGUGAGAGGGUGAGAGGUGAGAGCUGAGAGGUGAAAGGGUGAGAGUUGAGAGAGAACGGCUGAGAGAGGCGUGAGAUUUGAGAGAGCAUUUGAGGAGAGAGAGGAUGAGAGAAAGAAUGAGAGAGGCGCGGAUGAGAUUUGGAGGCGUGAGAUGUGAAAAAAAACCCCUACUUAACACGUCAUGUCUUAUAUAUUUUUUUUAAAUAUGUUUUAAUGAUAUUGGUGCGGUUUUCAUCAAAAACCGCAGCAAUAUAUUGAAAUAUUAUUUUUUUAAAAUCAUUUUACUAUAUUGCUGCGGUUUUUGUCAAAAACCGCAGCAAUAUGUAUGGUCAAAUAGUCAACUUUUUUCAAAAAGUUUCCUAUUCAGACCAUAUUGAUGCGGUUUUAGGUCGAAACCGCAGCAAUAUCUUUAUUUCAUAUUUUACCUUUUCUUUUUACGUGAUAUAUUGCUGCGUAUGGGUAAAACCGCAGCAAUACUACCGCAGCAAUAAACAAUUAUUCUAGUAGUGUUUAUUUUUGUAUAUUGAAGAGAGAGUUUGGAAUAGAAGAGGAUGUUUUGAAGAAACGAGAUGUCUUGACUACAUGUGAUAAACGGUGGAGAGAUUUCAAGUCAAGAUUGGUGACUAGAUGGAUCACGAAAACGAGGAAGGGGCCUAACAAUGAUAGGCGACCAUACGUGAUGUAUCCUUUCAUCACGCGAAAGAUCUGGGACAAGUUUGUAGAAAAAUGUAGCUCUAAGGAGUUCCAGUAUGUAAUAUAUAAUAUGAAAUUAUAUUAUCAUUACGUUCUUUAAUAUUGACUAGUUACUAAAUCCUAUAUUAGGCUAAAAGUGAAAAAGCAAGAAUCUCUCAGGCUGCUAACAAGCAUCCUCAUUUUUUGGGUCAAAAAUCAUAUGCGGAGAUGAUUCCCAUUUGGCAAAGCAAAGGGUAUAUCCCUUCCGCUACAGCAUCAUCUGUUGACUCAUCUACAUCAUCAUUGAUUUCCUCCUUGCCGGAUCGGAUAUUGCCUUGGCUUCUCGCGAGAUCGAAAAAAGAUAAGGAUGGAAAUUUCUUCUUUCCUAAUGAACAACACAAAAGAUAAAAGAGUCCAUUGAUGAUUGGAAAAAGAAAGAAACUGAAGGAGAGUUUGUUCCAAGUCGGAUCGAUGAUGCUCUUUCACGUUCUCUGCAGAGGAAAGACCGACCUGGGUGUGUGUUAACAGCUGGGAGUACCAUUGGGAUUACAUCUGUUUGGGGAGAUCCUGAUCGGAGCAGUACUGCUCGCAAGGGUAGGGGCAUGGAUGAUGAGGAGAUUCAGGCAUUAGAGGCUAGAGUGAGUCAAAGAGUUAGAGAACAGACAAUGGAAGAGAUGAACUCGAAGAUAGAUGCAUUAGUUCAAGAAAGGUUAAUGGCUUUUGCGACGCAGUUAGGUAUUCAAGUACCAACUCCUUCCACUCCAGUCGUUCCUAGUAGUUGUCAAUCGAGGGGCAAUGAUCCAUUUGUGGACUUGCAGAAUCAAGUUCCAUGUCGCUUGGCAAUAGCGGAUGUCUCGUGACCGAUCAUUGUAGCUGAGGGUACCGUUCAUUCACGUCAAGAGUCAUCGUCACACUCUAACGACUACCGUGAGAGUAUUUGUUGAUGAUUUUUAUGCGGAUUACGUAGAUGUUCCAGUUCCACUCUCUACUCCAUUCAUCACGAAACUCAGUCAAGCUGAGGGUUCUGUCAUAGAAUGGCCAAAAGAGUUGGUAUUUUUAGUCUCAGAUAAUCAGAUGAGCCUUUUAGUAUCGAAGUUAGUAGGAGUUCCUACUUCAGCUAUACUACUGAUCAUAUGAUCAUUCUCUCUGGACAAGAUGUUUUCCAACUUCUGACGGGAGAAUGGCUUAAUGUAUCCAUUUUGCAAGUAUUUAUGAUGUACUUGUCAGAUGAUAAUGAGGUGAAUGGAGAUUCAAAUAUUGGUUUCAUGUGUCCUAGUAUGAUUUCGGAGACCAUGCUACGCCAUGAACCAGAUGUCGCGAUCAACUACAUGCAAAGGACAAUGAAAGUCAAUCGAGAGAUGACAUACAUCAUGCUUCCGUACAUUGAAAAGCAACAUUGGAUUCUUCUCGUCCUUUCUCUAUCCAAAAAAACCGUAUAUGUAUUUGAUUCGCUUAAGAGAUCAGAUAGAUCCUUAGCUAUCAAGGAACCGAUGCAUACUGCAUAUACAUCAUUCAUGCGCCUUGAAGGUAUCAAAAAAGCAACAAAAUUGUCUUGGAUAUCUAUGAAGUGUGCUCAACAAACGGAAGGAGAUGAAUGCGGCUAUUUCGUUAUGAAAUACAUGUAUCUAAUCGUCCGCUUUCUCUAUGAGUCAAAUGAGUUGAAGAAGGAUUUUCCUCCAAGCGUUGAGCCAUACACUAUAGAAGAUAUCAACGAACUCAAAGACCAUUUUGCGCAAUACUUUAAACAUCUCGUGGGGGAAGAAAGGGCCAAGUAACUUGUUAGUGUAAUAAGUGUAGUAGUUGUACAUUAUUGGUUGAUUAUUGCAACAUUGGUUGAGUAUUGCAACAU